UUUCAAAUAGCCAAAUAUGAUCCUAACAACCAAUAGAAAGCUUAUUUAUUCAGCUUGUAGAUGAUGUAAAAAAAUUACCUUUAUGACUGGUUUUGUGGUCCAGGGUCACAUUUGUUUGGGAAUGUUUUGGACCGUUUCCUUUGCCUUUCCUUUUGUAAUUGUUGCUUGAUCUGUGCAUAUUUCUCCCCUGACAACUUUUGCACGGAAGGAAGCAAUAUUAUGAAUUACAGACUCGAAUUUUAGCUUGAAGCAAAGGUUUGAAGCUAGAAAUGUUUAAAUGACAGGUUUUUACAAACAUACAGCUUUUUGCAUCACAAGAUGUUAAUUGAUGGACUGGAGUGGUGUGGAUUAUUGUGAUGUUUUUAUCAGCUGUUCAUCCUGACGGCACCCAUUCAAUGCAGAGGAUCCAUCUACAUUUUUGUUGUGAUGAAGAAACAAAUUCAUCUAGGAUGACCUGAGGGUGAGUAAAUGUUAAGCAACUUUUCAUUUUUGGGUUAACUAUUCCUUUAAUGCUUGUGCAUCUGUCUGGUCAAACUGAUCACCAGAUCAGAACAUUUCAUGCUUUUAAGACAUUAUUUGCAUAAUUGCAAACAGCACCCAAUGAGGUCCAUGAGUCAGUUGGUAAGCAUGCUCUCAUUUAUUUGAUCUUAGUGGCACAAUUUUGCUGUGGUUCAUGAAUGCACGUAGACUUAAUUUAAUGAAAACCCUGUUUACUCUACAGGCCAUACAGCUUUCAUCUAAAAUACACUUAAAAACAACAGGAUCUAAAUACUUUAGCUUAUUUGGCUUUAUAGGCAAUAAAUUUGUCUUUGGUUUUCAGAGCUCAUAUUUGCUCAAAUAUAAUGUAUGUUCAAUAUUCUCAUCCAUUUUCUUCCAGUUACGCCUAUAUUUUGACACUUUUCUGAGCAUGAUGUUGCCAUUACUGCUCUAGACAGCGAAAUCCAUGCGACUGAGGUGUGUUUGGAUUACAUCAGAUAACUUUAAGUUUCAUAAAACCAUAAUUUUCUCCAGAAGUUUCGAGCUUUGUCACAUGGCUUCUAGCCACUUUCCUAAACUGGCCUAAAAAGAUGAUUGGUGUCUGGAUAGUUUCAAUCAGCCUAGCGCUUCCAAGAAUGUUCAAACCUUUGCCAGGCCUUUUCUUUUUCUAGCUUUUCCCCCUAUGAAGGGCGUCCAGAUUGUCUAUGGUUACCAAGGAGACGUGUCUUAUGAAAAUGUAUGAAAUGUUCACUCAGAUGGAGCCCCUGUUGUUGUGUGUGAUUGCUGAUAUUUUGCCAAAAUUAGUGUGUAUUCAUGCACACGUAGCAAUCACACGCUCAUUCAUACACGCUGUACAAUCAGUGGGAUUGAUUGUGUUAAGAAAAUCAUUCAUAAUGUUUUACUGCUCUCUGCAGGGAGGAAAACAACCCCCUAGUGACGAUCGCUGUAAAAUGUGCCCCGUGUCCUUGUGCACUCAUUGGUGGGACAGCACCUUGGUGGGGAUCUCUGAUUGGCUAUCGGCUGCUUUUGCCACGAGCCAAUCGGUGCUUCUGUUUCCAAGUCAACUUGGAAUGUUGAGCUAUUUAAAUCCAGAGAAGGUGGAUCUGAUGUAUUGACUUGUAUAUUGUCUGAUUGUAAAUUGUCUGAUUGAUAAGAUUCUCGCUGUAUAUGUUGAAAGGGACAACCGUCGAGGUAUUCUUUGAAAAUAUAUUUGACUUGCAGCAUAUUUCCAUCUUACGACUUGACUACCUGGGUCAACGUUAGCUGUUUGAGGUCUUGCAUUUUAUAAGUAAAAGAAAAAGAAAAGAACUCUUUCAUCUGAAAUAUAAUGAAUAAAUAAAAAAGAAGAAAAAAGAUGUUGAUGACUAAAGGUAUACCUUUGAGACAGGUCUGUCCUCUUUGCUUGUGUCAGCAGAAUAAAGCCACUCGAAUGAGUUUUCAUCGCCAUCUGCAGGUUAACAACCGAAUACAUGCAGGUUCAAAUACCUUCAUUUGACUUCUGUGCUAAAUGUUACAACAGCAAUAUAUUGUUUGUGAAAAGAAAACUUAAAGUGCCUAAAGGAAUGCUAGUGGAAUUUCUGUGGUAAUUUUGGAACCAGUCCAAACAAAAAUAAAACACUCAAGUAAUACCACAGUACUCAUUCGUUUUAAAAGUUUUAAUUUUGAACUCUUAACCUUUAUUAUAUGUAACUUCUUGCGCUAAUUUAAGUUAACUCGCUUGUGUGAUUUACCGCCAUUCAUUUAAAGUGCGUACGCGGGCGUCUGGCGUCUCUAUAGCAACUGAGCAAACACUGAUACAUUGUAGCAAAGGUUUACACUUCAGAGACAGUUUUAAAGUUCUUUUGUGUGUUCUUAAUUCUUUUUAUCUUUUAAACGCGCGGUAUGUAGACUGCUGUACACAAUUAAUACAGUCAGUUUCACACCUGUGGGACGGAACAACUGCAUGAGUUUCUGAGUCAAAACUUGGAUUGUGAAUUGAAGAUGUCGCAGACAUAUAGAUUCGGCUCCUCGGUGAAAGUGGAGCAGCUGGAAGAAGAACUGUCUGCUCAGAUUCAGGCUCUGAAGACUGAGAUUGAGGACAGUGAGAUUUUACAUCAAAUAUCCUCAAAACCAUACAGCUCUGUCCAUAUUCCAAAAGAUGCAUCUUACUUUCGUAUGGAGAGGCAGCAGGUGCUCUUCAAAGCACUGCAAGUUUCGUCCACAAAGCCUGUUGUGUCUCAAGCAGAAGUUGCUCACAGAGAGAUGGAGAGCUGUCUGACUCAAGAGUACACACCUGACAGUCUGCCUUUACUGCUGCAUCAGUUUUACACAGAUCAGACGUAUAAACUGGCACGAUGCAAAUACCAGCUGAUGCUGAGAUGGAGGAGAUUUGGCCGCCAUUCUGCUGUCCUGGAGAAACUAUAUCCUCAGUAUAAAAAACAAAUCACAUAUAUAACCAGUGAAUUUGAGGAUGCUGUGCAUAGGGCACGUCGUCUUGCAGUGUCCAGAGAGAAAGUUCUGGCAGGUGUGGAGAGCCCCAUCGGUGUGGUCACACAGGAAGACGUCAUCAUUUACCUGCAGUGGCUUAUUUGCCAUCUACACUGCGUCAAAAUCAUCCACAACUUUCUGCAUGUUCUUCAUUAUCUCCCUUCAACUGAGUGGAAUGAGAAACAGAUGUCCAGUACUGUAGAUUUGACAUCUCCUGCAUAUUUUGAUGGUGUAUUUGUAUCAAUGUCAGAGGUUCCCCUUCAUUCCAGCAAUAUAGAGGAUUUUAAAACCCAGCUGGAUUUCCUCCUGUCACAUUAUGAAAUCCAGUUCAAUACGAGCACCAUCAAAACAACUGGAGAUGAAUUGGAGCUCUUCAGUCUGGUUAACUACCUGUUCAGGACUGUGUUUAAAAAUCAAGAGGAGAUGAAGACCUUCUUGCAGUAUGACAGCACUGAAGCAACAGACAGGAAGUGGGGGAGAAAGAAUCCGAACAUGACGCUUAGAAAAGAGUCCAACUGGAUUCCUCAUAUACAGAUGAAACCAAAGCGAGAUCCCUGGCAACAAAAACAAAUGGCCAAACUCAAGGAGCUCAAACCAAUGGAUGAACUUCUCCAGAUGCACAGCAAGUUCUUGGAGGAGGCUGAUCUUCAAAAAGCAACUGAUGCUUUGAAGGAGUACAUUGCAUCUGUUUGUCAACCGGAACCCACAAAACCUUCAUCCAGUAGCAUGGCAACCCUCAAAGAAACGUCUGACAUAUGGAGAAGCAUUUAUAGCACAGCAAACAUGUUUCAGGUGGCCACUGGACAGACUUCUCAUUUAUCUAAAUAUGCAGAUCAGAAAAACUCUGAGAAAAAGAGUAAAGGUACUCCACGUCAAAGCAGCAGUUCUUAUCUUCUUGAGAAGGAUGAAGAUGCUGAAGAUGGUGCCAAGGAUCCUGUAACUGUCAGAGGAGCUUAUGCGUCUUUAAUCUGCCUGAGACACCUCAGGAUCAGAGAACUCAAGCGUACCUGUCUGAGCAUGCUAAACUACUUGCGGUCAGUGGAAAGGACUCUUGUGAUGGAUGCCCCGGGUCUGGAGUUGGUUGGAGGAGAUCUGGUGAAAAGUAUGGAGGAGACGGGCUGGAUUAACGCUGCUAGAGGAGAUGAUGGCGCUGCCGGAGCUCUUGGAUCACAUCACUACAUCUACAACAGCCCGGUUGACUAUAAGGUUCGCUGUGCAGAAUUUAUGGAGUUUCCCGAAGUGGAAAACCUCCAUGAUUACUACAGCACAGACGGGAGAUGCAUCCACACGCAGGACCAGAGAGGUCUCUACAUCAUUUAUGACGUGGCCCUGAUGGACCUGGAGGAGCUGGAGCAACAUCUGCUGCUCACAGCAUCUCAUUUCAUACAGAGAAGCAGAGAAUUACAUGCAUCUGAUGGAUCUGAAGGAAAACUUCCUUUUUCGGCAAGGUUGGAUGUGGAUCGGUUGGCUGUGCUUUUAGACAUUUGGACAUGUGAAAUGCAAUUUCUGGAGAACAAAAUACAACUCUUGAAUUGCUAUUUGGAGGCGUAUCAGCAUGUCACAGAUCCAGAGGAACAGUUCAGGCUGGCUCAGGUCAUCACAGACAUCAUGCACAAAAGGCCACAGAUAGAUUUAACUGCUAGAUAUUUUGUUCAAGCUUACAGGGACACGAUCGUCUGCCUCCAAAGCCACCAACAGCUCAUCAAACUAGUGCUGAACAAUCAGAUUGAUGAGCAGAGGCAAUAUCUGGAGAGGAUAUGGAGGGAGGGACAGAAUGGUUGUCCUUGUGAAUACGGCCUGCCACCAAACUACGUCCCUAAGCAUCUGGUAUCAAUCGGUGGAAGCAGGCCUGCUUUGAAGAGUGUGUAUUUUUUAGAGAUUCACCCCUCAUUGUGUUUGGCGUCCCGGCUGUAUGAGGGUCUUGAACAGGCCUGUGCUGAACUGUUUGAGCUGUACAGAGCGAAAACACCUUCUCAGAGAGUCAAACUGGAGCAAAGGCUGUUGAAAACAGCCCUGCAAAAUUGGCACUCUCUUGCCACUCCUGGUGCAACCUACAGUUCUCAGAUCCAGAGAGACUUGUUCUCGGAUGGGUUUAUCGAGGACCCUGUCCUGGUCAGAGAGCUGGGACUGUCCGUUGUGAGAUCUACGGAGGAACAGGAGAGGAAACAAGGCAAAGACAAACAGCUGUUCAUGCUGAAGACGUUCUGCACAUUGCUAGAGCUCAUCACGCUCCGUCAUCGCAUCAUAGAAUCAGCGGCAGAGACCCAACAUCUGUCCCAAUUAUAUAAAUCGCUGACCAGACUGAUGGGCUUUGAUGAGGUUCAUUUGUACAUGCGGCCAGUGCAGUUUGAGUUCGCUGUGCGGAAAGAAAUCCCAAAACAACUUCCUGUGUUCAUCACGGCCCUUCAGGAUGACAAACAGAACGCUGACAGGUUUGUCCCAAACAGCCUGCCUCUCGCUGUUCAGGAACUUGAUGAGAGUCAUAUUGGCAAAUUUAGCUUUCAAUCUAACGAAGCAGUUUUACAGCUCUUGAAUCACUCCGGCCUGGAGAACAUGCAGGUGGUUCUGGUGUGUCAGGUGGUGCAGAAGAACGCUCUGAUUGGUGCGCUUAAACAAGCGUCCUUAUGCUAUAAGACAGAGAAGCUGGUUCAGUCCUCAGACACAAAACUUCUGCUGCAGCACGAAGGAACUGCUUCCUCUGAAACCAGGAAACAUGCUUUAGCUACUAGAAACAGGCUUGCAGGUGCUUUUGUGUCCAUUCAGCUGGAGAAAGUGGGUCUUCGAGAUGAAAUGCUGAACGCAUUUAUAAAGAAGAAAGAACAGAUGAGUGCACCGAAGCUAAACUCUGAAGAAGUUGGCAGGAUUAAGAGGAAACUGAUUUUGGAGUUCUGUCACAAAUUUAACAAGCGUAUGUCACAGUGUUGUGUCCGAGGACAGGUUGUUGCUCUUUGCCACAGUCUCUCCUCACUGCUGGACGAGGUGCCGCACAUCCGUGACAAUCACUUUGUGAUGGGAAAACCCAGUGAAACCAGAUCAGACCUGCAGUCAGACGACAGAUUAUGUCCUGAUCCAAGGACAUUUCAGCCUCGUCCCAGAAGCCUGUUAUCGGCUGAUGGAAAGCGUCUGGUAAACCUGUGGUUCAUCCCUCAUUACACAGAAGUGCUGCUCAUGUUCAGAGCUCUGGAGGAGAAGGAAUGUCACCAGGCUCUUCAUACCACACUGCAAAUUAUUUCAUCUCUUCAUGACGUUGUCUGUUACCUGGUGAGCUUUGCUCGACUUGGGAAUCCGAACACUUCCUUCAGUCCCAGCAGCGCUCAGAGACUCACAGCGGACUGGGGUGGCUUAGAGAGCAUUGGGGCUGAACUGUGGGACGUCCAGCGACAGAUUGACUCUCUCUGUGAGCCCAGAAGUUCAGAGGCUGUCACACGGCUCCUGCAGCUACACAGAGACGUGCUCUUCCUGCGCUUUGAUACCGCAGUGCGCUACAUGAUCAGGGAGGUGUUCCUCUCCUCUGGAAACCUCUCGGCCUGUCAGAGCGUGAGUGAAAACAUGAGCCACGCCCUCCCUAUAAUGAAUAACAGCAUGAUGGGACAAGCCAAUUUCCUCCCCAUUCCAGAGCCGCUAGAACCGACCAGUCUUCAGGCUCAAAAAUGGUAUCCAUGGCGAACUUUUCUUGCAAUCCAUGGAUCACAUCCUUUGAUUAUAUGGGAUGUCUCACCAAUUGAGCAUUACAUGCAGCUCUGCCUGUGUGAUCUGAACGACCGCUGUAGGAUGGAGGCUAAUGGGGCGAUUCUGGGCGUAUCUCUGAUCAUUGAUGAUGUGCUGAGUAGUGGAAGAGAUGUAGCGCCGCUCCAACUACAGACCCCAGCAGACUCAGACAUCACCGCAACACCUGAUAGAGAAGUUCUUAAUGAUAGCAUGGAAAAUGAGGAGAGAAAAACAGAAGUUGCAUCUAAAACUCAAGACCCCAUACAGUCCCUAAUGAAGCAGCAGGGAUUUUUAUUGCUCUGGAAGCAGAUGGAAAUUUUUAAAGAGAGCUGGACUCAACGACAGACGGGUGUUGAGAAAAUAAACACCACUGCGCUGUUUAAACACUUAUCUCAGCUUUACAGGGUGGAGGUUUACUUUCCCAGCAUGCAAGCUCUGGCCCAGCAGAUGGAUAAAGAGGGGGAAUAUGAGAUUUUGCUGUCUCAGACUCAAUCUGUCCUUCCACCACCUGGAGCGGCAGAAGUUGACGUCAAAACAUGGCAGUUACUGAGACUCUUGGAGUUCACGGAGUGUGACAUGAUUCGAGCGCUUCAGAAAAGGAUUAACAGUGAAAUGACUCUAGUGAUGUCGGAGCGCUCGCGGCAUGACACGCGGCUCCCUGCAGAACUGUGGAAAUGGCCUUCAAUGAAGCACAGUGUCUCUCUAGAGAGACCGCAGAUUGUGGAGGAUUUCAUCCAGAGUUUGAUGAAUGGUGUUGAGCGUGAGACUAAUGAACAGGUGACGUUCUCCAACGCUCAUCUUCAGAAGUGUUUGACUGAACUGACUUGUGCUGUAAUGAAUCGCGAGCGGAGUGUCUUCCAGCGAUAUUCCCAGUUUUACGAGCACAUUCUUCAACAGCAGGAACAACUGCUUUACCAGAGAGAGCAGGAUGUUAAAGAGCUAGAAUCCAAAGACAUGCAGGCCAGUGAUCCCUACAGAAAGGUGGCGGACGUAUGUCGUGGGAUGAUGGCUGACAUCACUGCUCUGCGUGCCAGAGUAAGUCAGCUGGAGGAGGAGAAGAGAAGCUUAGAUCAACAUCUCAACCUCAAACAUAGAGAACGCAAUGACAAGCUGGUUCGCCAGCUCUUCUCCACAUGUGUUCUUCUGAAGUCACGUCUGGACAAAUACCAUGUGAAUAUGGAGCAUGAUGUGCGACAGCUGGUGAGCAGCGUGAGGAAGGAAGGCGUGGACAGAAUCAUCAAACUGAAAAAUAAAUUAUCCUCCGCUAAUGAUAACGAGACCCUCAUUCACACACUUCAUGAGAAAGAGGUAUUAGAAGAUCUUCAUGCGGAGAAUAGCAAGCUGGUUGGACUUGUGUGUAAACUGAGAGCUUUUAACCACUGGAGGCUGGUGACCAAUCAAGAGAAACUACAAAAAGAGCUGCUGCAAUGGAAACUGAAUGAGGUGUCAUGUAAAACUGAAGCUCUUAAAGUGAAGAUGAUCUCAGAGCAGAAGGAAAUUGCUCUAAAACAAGAGCUGGAUGCUGUGCAGGAGGCCAUGCUGCAGUGUAAGAGCGACUAUGAGCACAUCCAGAUACAGAUCAUUCAGCAGUCUCAGAAGCUGCAGGACAUGGAGCAUCGCUCGACACGAGACGCACAGAGCCGACAGGAGCUGCAGGUGCUGCGGAUGCAGAGUCUCGAGCAGCUGCAGGAAGAUGCAGAGGACCGAGAGGGUCAACUCAGAGCUCUGAGCGCACAACUCGAGAAAAACAGCAAAGAGACAGAGCUGCGGCAACAACGCAGCCACAAGCAAAUCAAACAUGUGAGAGGUCAGCUUCAUCAGGAACGGAGCUUGAAACUAGAAGCUUUCCAACAGGUGGACAAACUACAAAGUCAGAUCCACAGUUUUGAAUCAGCAUUGUGUAAAUCUACAUUUCCUUCAGGGCGGCAGAGCUCUUCCUCAAGACGGCUACAUUUAAGAAACGCUUCGGCAGGUUUGCUCAGGAACAACUCGGUUAUGUCUUGUACAAACAGUAGCUUUAUAAACACAACUGAUGAGCUCCAUACUGAAACGGGUUGGAGAGAGUCAUGGACGCCUCUGGACAGACCCAAAACCAAUUCCAAUCGUCUUCGUCUGGACAUUUCAGAGGCGCUGUUACCCAGUCUUCCUGAUGGAAAUGCAUCUUCUAACCAUCUGACAUACCAGAAUCUUAGAUUGGGUCACAAGUAAAUAAUCAGAACCACUAAUUAGUGAUUAGUGAUACCUUUUGAUUUAUGGGAGAUUUUGUAACCCGCUUUUUACUUGUACCCAAAUGAUCCUAACCUAAAUCUGCACUAACCUGAAUGACCCUGACAGGUCUGAUUAUUUGUGCAUUAAUGAAAACUUAAUGUUUACUGGGAGAAUCUGAAGCAUAUGUCGGUCACAUUUUCACUCCAAAAUCAAAAAAUAAAAUUUUUAGGACUAUGAAGAUUGUUUGCAUUUUCCCCCAAACUAUUAUUACUAUAAUGAUUUUGAAACAGGACUUUCUUAUAUCUGACCAAUGCCUUAGUACGAGCUAACUAAAAGUAACUAAAGCCAUUAAAGAAAACAUUUUCAUUAAUUGAAAUAUGAUAAACAUUAACUGAAAAAAUGUAAUCUAAAAAAAAUGUAAUCUAAAAUAACUAAAAUUAAAAAAUAAAUUGAAAAAAAAAAAUAGCAUAUGGACAUAUUUAGAAAAAGUAAUAUAAAUAACAAAAAUGCAGUAAAUGCAACAAAAAAGUACAAAAAU
Labeo rohita (rohu) is the source of this 9397-nucleotide messenger RNA. RefSeq lists its product as uncharacterized. NCBI's taxonomy places the organism in Eukaryota, Metazoa, Chordata, Actinopteri, Cypriniformes, Cyprinidae. The record is from RefSeq and is a predicted model, not a curated record. The coding region runs from base 2458 to 8859 and encodes 2133 amino acids. The transcript is spliced from 46 exons.